CGUUCCCACGCCCCCUGCGCUGGGUUCCGGGAUGGAGCCGGGACCGGGAUCGGGAUCGGGACAGGGACAGGGACAGGGACCGGGACCGUGGGCCGGCACCGCCUGCGUGGUGACCGGCGCUUCCCGCGGCUUCGGCCGCAGCCUGGCUCGGCUCCUGGCCCCGCAGCUCGGGCCCGGCUCGGUGCUGCUGCUGCUGGCGCGUUCCGAGGAUGCGCUGGGCGAGCUGGCGAGCGAGCUGCGCUCCGGGGCCACCGGGAGUGACACCGGGAGUGACACCGGGAAUGGCACCGGGAAUGGCACCGGGGGUGGCCCCGGGCUGCGGGUGCAGUGCGUGCCCGCUGACCUGGGCUCCGAGGAGGGGAUGCGGAGGGCGAGCGCUGCCCUGCGGGAGCUGCUGCAGGACUCGUCCUUCGGCCGCCUCCUCCUGAUCAACAACGCCGGCUCCUUGGGCGACAUCUCCAAAUCCUUCCAGGACCUCAGCGACCUGCAGGAGAUCAACACCUACUUCUCCUUCAACAUCAGCUCUGCUCUGUGCCUCACCUCCACGGCCCUGAGGGCCUUUGGGGCACGGCCUGGCUGCAGCAGGACUGUGGUGAACAUCUCCUCCCUGUGUGCCAGGGAGCCCUUCCCCAGCUGGGCUCUGUACUGUGCUGCCAAGGCUGCUCGGGACAUGAUGUUCAGGGUGCUGGCAGUGGAGGAGCCCGGCCUCCGUGUGCUCAGCUAUGCCCCAGGGCCUCUGGACACAGACAUGCAGCUCCUGGCCCGGACCAGGACUGGAGACCUCGGCAUGCGCCAGAAAUUCCAGAGAAUGCAGGAGCAGGGGCAGCUCAUCAACAGCUCUGUGUCAGCCCAGAAGCUGCUGCAGCUCCUGCAGGAGGAUUCCUUUCCCUCUGGAGCUCACGUGGAUUUCUAUGACAUCUGAGCUUUGCUUUGCUUCCAGCUCAGCCUUUCCCUGGAGCCUCCAGCAGCACUUUGUUUAAAUUGGGAAGUUUUGAGACACCUCUGUGUGCCUUCUAAACACCCCUGGUGGCCUUUUGGGGUUGGGCAGCAGCUCCUGGCAGGAGCUGGAAUCCCAAAUCCCUCAGUUCUGGGGGUUUGGGAGCAGGGGAAUGGCCCUGGAAGGUUCCUGGCAGGAGC
This is a messenger RNA of Catharus ustulatus (Swainson's thrush), 1137 nucleotides long. It is a transcript of the gene SPR, whose product is annotated as sepiapterin reductase. Gene Ontology annotation, biological process: tetrahydrobiopterin biosynthetic process. Lineage: Eukaryota; Metazoa; Chordata; Aves; Passeriformes; Turdidae. The transcript has 3 exons. Gene Ontology annotation, molecular function: sepiapterin reductase (NADP+) activity. The record is from RefSeq and is a predicted model, not a curated record. Bases 32 to 922 code for a protein of 296 amino acids.